UUAUAAAGAACUCUGUAUAGAGCGAAGAGGAGUCACUUUUUCUCCCUAUCUCUCUUUCGCGCGCCGUGCUCCGUACUGUUACAUUAAUUGCUCGAACUUGUUUCAGGCCGUCCAAAAAAGCGACAGGACAUGGCAGGCCCGGUCGUGAUCUCAGCCACAGCUAAGCACACGGCGACGGUAGAUAUAUCGAAACCCUUUUGCGGGUGUAUCGACAGUUUUUGGUUAUAUCACUCGCGAUCAUAAUUGAUCAUAAAUGAAUUACGUUUACGUGAUGCAAGUUCUAAUCUCGUUACGCUUUUUUACUCCAUCUCUCUUCGCCGGCACGAUCGUCUGCGAACGCAUCGCUGUUCUGUUUCGAUACUCGCGAACCGGUUUAUUGUCGGCUUUUUUUUUUAUUAUUGCACGUCUUCCACGAGUCAUUGUGGUUACCGAGACUGAUCAAACAACUUUCUUUCAGAAUGUGGAUUUUAAGAUUAAAAUUUCAAUUUUUUUUCAAAUAUUUGUGAAUAAAAUCAAUUUACUCUCAUUUUAUACUAAAAAACAUGUUUUUCAGUUAAUAUUUUUCCAUGGCUUGGGUGAUACAGGACAUGGCUGGGCUAGUUCCAUGGGUGCAGUACGAUCCCCUCAUAUUAAAGUUAUUUGCCCUACUGCGCCCACAAUGCCAGUAACGUUUAAUGCAGGGUUCAGAAUGCCUUCUUGGUUCGAUCUGCGCUCUUUGGACUCCAGUGGUCCUGAAGAUGAAGAAGGUAUACGUAAGGCCGCUGAAACGGUGCACUCAUUAAUAGCUGAGGAAGUCGCAGCUGGGAUUCCCACUACCCGCAUUGUUCUCGGAGGAUUCAGUCAAGGUGGAGCACUAGCCAUGUACAGUGCCCUUACAUUCCCAGAACCUUUAGCUGGCAUUAUAGCUCUAUCCGCAUGGCUUCCUUUACAUCAAAAGUUUCCGGCAGAAGCAAUAGGAAAUAGAAAUACUCCACUGAUACAAUGUCACGGUGAUUGCGAUCCAAUUGUGCCAUAUAGAUGGGGUCAAAUGACAGCAUCUCUUCUAAAACAAUUCAUGACACAGACAGAAUUCAAAACAUACCGAGGAAUGAUGCAUACAUCUUCCGAGGAGGAAAUGCGUGACAUAAAGAAAUUCAUUGAAAAGGUUCUGAAGCCGUAAUAGAUCAAAUUGAUAUAUAUUAAUAUUUUAUCGGUUACUUCAAGCAUCUAAUUGUACAUUAUAUUGAAAUAAUUCCAAUUUUGCGAUUAUUUAAAUUGAGUAAAUUAUAUGAACUUUAAAAACGUUAAGUAGAGAAAAUCGUUGAAAAAUCUUCCAAGAUAUUGAGCUGCAGUGCUACAUAGGAAAAAUACUUUCUAGAGGAAUAUUUAUUUACAAUCUUUAUAAUUUGUAUCUGUGUAUUCAAACUCUUCUCCAUAGUUUAAUGUAUCAAAGCGUUCGUAUAGCAAUACUAUGGAUUAAUCCAUGCGGUCCUUAAUCCUUGUAAUAAUGCAUCUAUAAAUUGGCAUUCCUGUUUUUUUUUUUUUUAUUUAUUUAUUUAUGUCUAGGCAUGUACUAAAUAUACAUAUAUUUACACAUAUGUAUAUAAGUAUGUAUCAAACAAAUGCAUUGUAUUUAUUUGUAAUGCCACUAAUGCGGCGAUAAAUUAUUGAAAAAUUGUACGAAGAAUAGUUGAUGUUUAUUCAUUUUUGCGAUUUAAGUCUGCGACAAUAGUAAAUUUACAAAUAAACUUGUGUAAGAUUUAAGAUAAUGUUAAGUUAUAAGGUAAAGAGUUUCUUGCGUUAACUCUUUACAAAACUUCCAAUUUUUUCGCGCCUAAAUUAGGUUUCGUAUAAUUCUUUGAAUAUACGAAAUACGUCCACGAGCAAUUAAAUAAUUCGUGCAUUUCAAAAAUUGCGAGCCUUUUGCAUUCAAAUUUCUAUUUUACAUGAUUUAGACCCGCGAUGUAACAUAAAAUGUUGCUGCUAAUAAAUCACUUUUGUAGCAAGUAUUGUCUAGAAGACAGUGACACGGCCAUGUAAUCUGUGAUUACACAUCGUAUUGUCGAAACCCACCAAGUCCAUCAUUUGUUAUCAGAAUAACAUAAAUCAGGGUUUCCUAAACUCUUUUAUAAUCCCGCGCAGAUUCUUAAGAAAAUAAACAAAUUCUUGAAGAAUUUAGUCACACAUUUUAACUAACAUUUGCACAGCUUUAUUAGAAUCGCACGAAAUAAUAUACGAUGCUUUUAAUAUUUUCGUUUUCAGUUAUCUUCAUACAAAAGAAAAAAUAAAAUGUUUAAAAAGUAUCUUUAUGUAUGUCAAGUUUGGGAAAUCCUGUGAUAUAUCAUAAAAUAGUGUAAACACAAUAUUAAUACAUUGUAAAAUUAUACUAAAAUGUAUAUAAAAUUGUGACACUCGGCUAAAUUUAUUGUAUUAUCGAGUAUUAACACACUAUUCUAUAGUAGACAAAUAACAAGUAAAGAAAGAACAAUAAGCUCCAAUAUUUUUCAUGAGUUUUAUUUACAACUACGCUAGAACUAGUAACAAGUAGGAUAUAGCUUGUAAGUUGUGUAACAACUUUUACCAAUAUAAAUAAAACCUGUCAAAAUUUU
This is a messenger RNA of Solenopsis invicta (red fire ant), 2588 nucleotides long. It is a transcript of the gene Apt1, whose product is annotated as acyl-protein thioesterase 1. Gene Ontology annotation, biological process: protein depalmitoylation. Gene Ontology annotation, molecular function: palmitoyl-(protein) hydrolase activity; carboxylic ester hydrolase activity. NCBI's taxonomy places the organism in Eukaryota, Metazoa, Arthropoda, Insecta, Hymenoptera, Formicidae. The transcript is spliced from 6 exons. The coding region runs from base 254 to 1159 and encodes 301 amino acids. The record is from RefSeq and is a predicted model, not a curated record. Gene Ontology annotation, cellular component: cytoplasm.